GUAAGGCUUCAGUGGAUCAGGUAACAUUUCAUUUCUGCCGAUCUAAAGGACAUUUUUAGUGUUUGGUGACGAAGACACACAAGAGGAUCAAGUGGGGAAACAAAGCACUGAAACCCUUCACCGUAUCAUGGACUCUCUUUAACAGCUCAGAAAUAUACAUCCUGCCUUCAGAGCUGAGAAUGGGUGGCUGGUGGUUGUGUUUGUGCACGCUGGCAAUUCUUGCAGCUCCGUGUAAAGCCACCGGAAAUUGCCUGGAUAGGACCUCAAUUAGUGUGAUCCUGCUGGAGGAUGGAAAGUCUCCCUGGAGCCUGAAGUAUGUGAAAGGAGAAAUACUGAAGGCCAUAGCAACAGAGAAAACCAUAAAUAAUGCAGAGGGUGAAAAGCCCACAAAGUACAAAAAGCUAAUACUUGGUUUUGUCUUUCUUUCCACACAAAACCCCAACAAAGAUGCGAACUUUAAUCUCACGGCCAACUUUGGCGGAUUCAACGCAUCUUUGUACAAAGGUGGAGGCUGCUUCAGCACUCUGUGUGGGGGUGUGGAGGAGCUGAAAAAGUUCCAAGAGAAAGAUGAGUUGGGAUGUGCUAUUCUUGGGCCCACCUGCGCCUAUGCUACUUUCAGCAUAGUUGAUGCUGAAAAAGGCAUGAAGCUCAGAACACCCAUCCUGUCAGCUGGCAGCUUUUCUCACUCCUGUGACGACAAACCCAACUUACAUCGCCUCCUGCCACCGGCACGGAAGAUCUCAUGGUUUUUAAUCAACUUUUUUAAAUACCAACAUACAAUUAAAUCUAAGUGGAAGGAAGUCUACAUUUACAAAACGCAGAAUCCUGCGGAGGACUGCUUUUGGUAUGCAGAGGCACAGACUACAGGCCUAAGCCAGAUUACCGAAACUAUUCAGAGGACAGUGCUGCGCAAUGCUCAAGAUCUAUACAACGUACUGAAAGAACCAGCAAAGAGAAAAAGCAAUUUGUUCUUCUUGUGUGGAUCACCAAAGGACUUAGUGGAGUUGAAAAACAUCUCUGCAGAAGCAGACAGCAGUGAUUUUCUCUUCAUCCUCGUUGAUCUUUUCAAUGAUGUAUACUACACCAACUCAUCAUCAAUACCAGAAAUGAAGAACGUGUUGGUGCUGACUAUGCCCGAUGAGAGACAUUACACCAUCAACACAAACCUUCAGGACAACAACACGAUGAAUGACUACAUGGCAGCCUACCAUGAUGCAGUGCUGCUCAUAGGCCAAGUGAUCAGAGAAAUCAGAGACCAAAAUCUGUCACAGAUUGCACAGAUGGACUAUCUGAAUUCAAACUACUUCAGAAACAUCCGCUUUAAUGGAAGUGCCGGGACUUAUAAGCUGGACAAGAACGGAGACAGAGACGUGGUUCUAUCCAUCAUUUACACCACCACUGACCUGAAGUACAGGAUCUUAUUCAAAUUUAACACAGAGAAAAAUGAAACGAUAGUCGAGGACUGGAAUCCGUCGUUCAUCUGGGGGAAAAGGCUUCCUGAGUCCAGUCCAGACAGUGGUCAAGACGUUUAUGACAUCAUUGUCAGUGUGUUGGGCGUCACAGUGGUUGUAGUGGCCAUCGUUGCACUCAUUUUCUACAGACAGAACAGGAGAGAUCGGCGGCUCAGGAAGGGCUGGUCCCACAUUAACCCUGAGCUCAUCACGCUGCUGCAGAACAACACACUCAACGUCAUCAAUCUUAAAAUUGAAAAUGAGAGGAAAAACAAGAAUUACAAGAUCCGCCGUGCAUUCUACGAUAAGAAGAUUGUAAUUCUGAAGGAGUUGAAGAACUCAGAUGGGGACUUCGAUGAAGACCAGAGGAUUGAACUCAAUGCGCUACUGCACAUCGACUAUUACAACCUCACAAAGUUUUAUGGCACAGUGAAGUUUGAUCAGGGUGUGUUCGGAGUGUUUGAGUAUGGAGAGCGUGGGUCGCUCAGGUAUGUGCUGAAUGACAAGGUUUCAUACCCAGACGAGGCCUUCAUGGACUGGGAGUUCAAGAUCUCUGUCAUGUACGACAUCGCCAAGGGCAUGUCCUACCUGCAUGCCAACGCCAUCCAGGUGCACGGUCGCCUCAAGUCCACCAACUGUGUGGUGGACAAUCGCAUGGUGGUGAAGAUCACAGACUUCGGCUGCAACGCGUACCUCAGCCCCGGCCAAGACUUAUGGACAGCUCCAGAGCAUCUGAGGAAAGAGGGCAUCUCUCAUAAAGGAGACGUAUACAGCUUCGCCAUCAUCUCACAGGAGAUUGUUCUCAGAAAGUGCACCUUCUUCACCGAGUCCUGCUCCGACCGAUCAGAAAAGCUGUCCAGGGUCAUCACAUCAUACCUCAGACCUGAUCUUAACUUUGAUACGACUUCAGAGAAGGAAUCAGAGGUGUACAUGUUGAUAAAAAACUGUUGGGAUGAGGACCCAGAAAAACGACCUGACUUUAAGAAGGUAGAAAACUGCCUGGGGAAAAUCAUCAGUAAAAUCCACAACCAGGACAAUGAGAGCUACAUGGACAACAUGAUCCGACGGCUGCAGAUGUACUCCAGAAACCUGGAGCAUCUGGUGGAGGAGAGAACAGCGCUGUACAAAGCUGAGAGGGAUCGAGCCGACCGCCUCAACUUUAUGCUGCUCCCUGGCCCGGUGGUGAAAAGUCUGAAGGAGACCGGUGUGGUGGAGCCAGAGUUGUAUGAUGAAGUGACCAUAUAUUUCAGCGACAUAGUCGGCUUCACCACUCUGUGCCACUACAGCACCCCGAUGGAGGUGGUGGACAUGCUCAAUGACAUCUACAAGGGCUUCGACAGCAUCGUCGACAACCACGAUGUCUACAAGGUGGAGACCAUAGGUGAUGCCUACAUGGUUGCCUCCGGCCUGCCCAGAAGAAAUGGGAACAGACAUGCGGUGGACAUCUGCCGCAUGGCGCUGAACAUCCUGGCCUUCAUGGGCACCUUCCAGCUCCGACACCUGCCUGGUAUCCCUGUGUGGAUACGUAUCGGCGUCCACUCAGGUCCCUGUGCAGCAGGUGUUGUUGGGAUAAAGAUGCCCAGAUAUUGUUUAUUUGGAGACACGGUCAACACAGCGUCUCGUGUGGAGUCUACAGGACACCCCCUGCGGAUCCACGUCAGUCAGCCGACUAUAAAUAUCCUGCAGAGGACAGACUGCAAGUUUGAGCAUGAGGUCAGAGGAGAAACAUAUCUGAAGGGUAAAGGCACUGAGACGACCUACUGGCUGACAGGUGAAACUGGUGAAGACUACAACCUCCCGACUCCACCCACAACAGAGAACUUCCAGCGGCUGCAGCAGGACCUCGCUCACAUGAUCCUGGAUUGUCUGGAGCGCCGCUCUCGAGGAUCUGUGCGGAGGAGAAAGCUGCUCUCGAGUCAGAGCACUGAGGACGACAAGGACCGGGAAUCAGAGGCGGAAUCUGAGAGCAGCCAGCUGGAGUAUCUGCACAUGGCCACGGUGGAAAACACACUCAGUACCUUCCUGUAGGACAAUCUGUUGUUGCACUGUGCAAUAAGAGCAGGAAAUCAAGCAGCAGGUGGAGGUACAGCAAAGACAAGGGAUGGACAAUGUGUUUUUAAAAAGUUCUUAAAGACCUCAAAUCUUCAUGUACAAAAUAAUUGUUGGGUUUAAGAGAAGGUAUGUUUGUCAUUAUCUGCUCUCAUUGUUGGUUUGUGGUGCAUAACAUGGAUCUGGUUUUAUUUUAGGAUACAUUUCUGAUAUGC
This is a messenger RNA of Acanthochromis polyacanthus (spiny chromis), 3715 nucleotides long. It is a transcript of the gene gucy2cb, whose product is annotated as guanylate cyclase 2Cb. Gene Ontology annotation, molecular function: protein kinase activity; guanylate cyclase activity; ATP binding. The record is from RefSeq and is a predicted model, not a curated record. The transcript has 27 exons. The coding region runs from base 180 to 3479 and encodes 1099 amino acids. Lineage: Eukaryota; Metazoa; Chordata; Actinopteri; Pomacentridae. Gene Ontology annotation, biological process: cGMP biosynthetic process; intracellular signal transduction; receptor guanylyl cyclase signaling pathway. Gene Ontology annotation, cellular component: membrane.